UAAACAUUAGAAACCACCAAAAACUAUUUAUCGUAAUAAAUUCUCCCAACAGAUCCAGCUUUAAGCUCCUCACAAUAAAUAAACCAUAACAAAAACGAUAAAUGUGACAGUUGUCUUUAUGAAGAUAAUGAAACCGAAAUUCUGUGCCUAUUGUAGAAAUCAUAGUAUAUAUAAGCCUGAAAAGGGUCACCGAAAUAAAUGUCCGUACAAUGUCAAGUCACAUUUAGAAAAAUGUAAAGAAUGCAAAAGCAACAAAAGGAAGACUUUAAAUACCCAAAAGCAUAGGGAAAGAAAAUCAAAGGCUGAAUCAGGUGCCAAUGGGAUUGAUGAACCAAGUACUUCUGCUGCAGCUGAGGAAGCAAACGAUUCUACAUCUAAAAAUGAGAAUGAAGUUCCUUACGAUGAUUCAGAUUGUACAGAUGUGGAUGAAGAAAUGCCUGUUAUCAAAUCAGAACCAUCAAGUCACGAAACUACCAUCCAGCCAUCAAGUAGGAAUCUUCUCUUCAUACAUGCACUAAAUGGCUUUCAACUCCAAAAAUUUGAACCUAAUACCUCAACUGCAAUAAUAAUUAUGGCUCAAAAUUAUCCAUUUGGAAUUCUUACAAAGAAGGAAUCGGAUUACAUUGAAAACUUGAUCACUGACUUAGUUGACUUAAUGAUGCCAAUGAAUGACAUGAAAAAGAUUUACGAAAAAGGCUGCCUUAAAGUCUCGUGUACUAAUAGAACGAUCAUAGAUUCGCUUUUGGACGUGAAGAAGUUUAAACCAAAUGAAAAGGAGCUCAAAGUUCUUCAUGAGAAUCAAAUGCCAAGGCAUAUAAGAUUGUCCUGCAACAUUACUGAAAAAGUGAGUCAUAGUGAGUUUCUUAAAAUAGUCGGACUUGAAAAUAGAUUGGACACUUCAGGCUGGAUUGUCAAUAGUAUCAGGCAAGUCGAUGAUAAAUAUAAAGUGCACUUUUCCGUCGAUCUUCAAAGUGCUGGUUAUAUUCAUUUUAGACACUUUUGUUUAGAUUGGAAGAAACAAAAUGUUGUUGUUAAAGUUUUAAAGAAUGGAAAUAAAUUUUUGUUUCAGACACAGUAA
This is a messenger RNA of Chironomus riparius, 1078 nucleotides long. The record is from the annotation of a GenBank genome assembly. Lineage: Eukaryota; Metazoa; Arthropoda; Insecta; Diptera; Chironomidae.